Fonsecaea nubica is the source of this 1362-nucleotide messenger RNA. RefSeq lists its product as hypothetical. Bases 1 to 1362 code for a protein of 453 amino acids. NCBI's taxonomy places the organism in Eukaryota, Fungi, Ascomycota, Eurotiomycetes, Chaetothyriales, Herpotrichiellaceae. Gene Ontology annotation, cellular component: Rpd3L-Expanded complex; nucleus; Rpd3L complex. Gene Ontology annotation, biological process: regulation of DNA-templated transcription. The record is from RefSeq and is a predicted model, not a curated record. The transcript has a single exon.
AUGGCAUCAAACGAGGAUUGCGCGUCGGUGUUAGAGCAAUUCAUUCACGAUGCGGCGAACUUACCAGCCGAGAUUACCCACAUGAUGGAGGAGAUUCAGGCCAAGGACAAAGACCUGCAGAAAUGUUUGUCCAUCAUCAAUCAAAAGGACACCAACAUCCAAAAACAUCUCAGACUUAACGGAGUACUCGCUCCACAUCCCAAGGAGAACGAGUAUGUUGAUCUAGUCAAAAAGAAUUACGAGCUGUGCCAUGGACUGCAGGGACAGAAAGUCGCCCUGAGUGAAAAAGCAUGCACCCUGUUGGAGCGGCAGGUCAAGAAACUGGAUAUGAAGAUUCGAGAAUUGCAGAGUGAUGGCCAACUAAUCGACGGCCCGCCCUUACCAAGUGUUUUCAACCGCAAGGCUGAGACACAAAAGACCUUUAUUGACCUACCCACCAAUUUACCUCUACAGAACGCCUCGAUUAAUGCUCUCAACACAAACGCACAUAAGAUCAACGCACAGAUCUCUGCGACCAUGCAGCAGGCCCAAGCUAGACAAUUGCCGCAAAUUACGACUGGAAGCACACCUGUCCAACGGAGCUCUGCACCAGCCACACCUGCUUCGGCCGUUCAACAACAGCGUCAACGAGAGCGAGAACACUCCCAAGGUGCCGAGAACAAGCGACGGAAAUUGGGAGGCCCACUUCCAGGCACGACCCUUCCUGCCCAGCCGUCCGGUCUUCGACAAUCCUCCCUUGGCCCAGGCACUCCAAAAGCAGGGACACCUACAGGCACAGGUACAAGCCGAGCCGGGAGUAUGCCUCGAUCCGUAGGCGCACAAGUAUCAGCUGGACCUCCCAAGAAGUCAGGCCUCUCCAAGAAAGUCAUCUCACAUCAGCAAGUCAACAAGCUCAAGCAAAAAGGCUCAACUAAGGGAAGGCUAUCUGCUGGGCGCAAAAAGGGGCAAUCGCCGUCAGUGCGGGGAGGACGUGGCGGCACGGCAGCCUCGGAAGAUGCAGACUCUGUACUAUCAUCCGCAGAUGCCUCCGAAACCGAUGCCUCUCAAUCAAGGGGAAGGCGAGGAAAUAAGAAGCAACAACAAACUGCAUCAGAAGAGCCCGACGGUGACAUGGGCGAGGAUGAAGAAAUGGAAGAUGAAGAAGGAGAAGACGACAAGCGCUACUGCCUCUGCAACCAGCGCAGUUAUGGGGAAAUGGUGGCUUGUGAGAAUGACGAGUGUCCCUUCCAGUGGUUUCACACGGGCUGCUUGAACAUGAAGAAAGUUCCAGAUGAGGACGAAGACUGGUACUGUCCGACGUGCAGGGAAAAGCCAGAGAUAAUUGAAAAGGUCAAGAUCAAGAAGAAAGCUGGCAGGAAAUAG